UGCGAGCCAGCCUCAUCCCUGUUGGCCGCGUGGCUGUGCAUCCCGGCUGUUGCCGAUAAAGUUGUUUGAAGCCGAGCCGGCGGCGAGUCACGUGAACGGAAGAUGGCGGCCCCGGCAGGCGGCGGAGGCUCCGCGGUGUCGGUGCUGGCUCCGAACGGGCGGCGCCACACAGUGAAGGUGACACCCAGCACCGUAUUACUGCAGGUUCUGGAAGACACGUGCCGGCGGCAGGACUUCAACCCCAGUGAAUACGAUCUGAAGUUUCAGAGGAACGUGCUUGACCUCUCUCUCCAGUGGAGAUUUGCCAACCUGCCCAACAAUGCCAAACUGGAGAUGGUGCCUGUCUCCCGGAGCCGCGAGGGGCCUGAGAACAUAGUUCGCAUUGCUUUGCAGCUGGACGAUGGCUCUAGGUUGCAGGGUGCUUUCUGUUCAGGCCAGACCCUCUGGGAGCUUCUCAACCAUUUUGCACAAACCAGGGAGUGUCUGCAGCAGCCGGGUGGGGCAACCCCUGUCUGUGUGUACAUGAGGGAUGAGGUGAUGGGUGGUACUACGCUGCGGGGCACCACGCUACAGUCACUGGGACUCACUGGGGGCAGUGCCACGAUCAGGUUUGUCAUGAAGCACUGUGACUCCAACUCUGUGGGCAGGCAGGAGCCUGGGGGUGCCAGGAGCAAAACCCCAGGAAGCCCAGCCACCUCUGCAUCAGCUGAGCAGGCAACUGGCCUCCCUCCACUUCCACUGGAUUCAGGGGAGCUAAGCAGAGGUGACCUGGGCCGUCAGGAUGAUGCAGGCACCUCAAGGACGAGCUGCGUGGAUGACCUGGGCCAAAAGCCAGUGGAUGCUCCAGCAGAGCAGAGUGUGAAGGCGCCCAUGCCUACCUCCUUUGUUCCUUUCUCUGGUGGGGGACAGCGACUAGGGGGUCCUUCCGGGCCCAUGAGUUCUCUGCUGUCACCUUCAGCCAAAUUACCGAUGUCCUUCUCCAGCCCAGGAGGCCCCUCUGAGCCAAAGAAGUCCAAGUCUGGCCAGGAACCCCAGCCAGAGCCAGAGUCGCCCAUGGACCGAGACCCUGUGGUGUGCCACCCUGACCUGGAGGAGCUGUUCCAGGCUUGGCCGGCAGAAUUGCCCGACGAGUUCUAUGAGGUGACAGUGGACGAUGUGAGAAGACGCUUGGCCCAGCUCAAGAGUGAGCGGAAGCGCCUGGAAGAAGCCCCCUUGGUGACCAAGGCCUUCAGGGAAGCUCAGAUGAAGGAGAAGCUGGAGCGCUAUCCGAAGGUGGUUGUGAGGAUCCUUUUCCCUGACCGUUACAUCCUGCAGGGAUUCUUCCGUCCCAGUGAGACAGUGGGGGAUUUGCGCGACUUCGUGAGAAGCCACCUGGGGAACCCUGAGCUGUCAUUCCACCUGUUCAUUGCCCCUCCAAAAACCAUCCUGGACAAUGCCAAGCUGACUCUCUUUCAGGCCAACCUCUUCCCAGCCGCCCUCGUGCACUUUGGAGCCGAGGAGCCAGCAGAUCUCUACUUGGAGCCCAGGCUGCUCGAACACACUGUCUCCCCAUCUGCAGCUGAUGUGCUAGUAGCCAGAUGCAUGUCCAGGGCUGCUGGGUCCUCAUUGCCAGCCUCUGAGCCUGCACCCCUCGAGUCAGAACCGUCUGCAGAAGAUGAAACACCAGGCCCUGAUGAGCCUGUCCCAGGGAUGGCCCGGCCUGUGAGGAGUCUGGGCAAGGUGCCCAAGUGGCUGCAGCUCCCAGCCAGCAAGAGGUGAGAGCUGCCAGCAGAGGUGUGACGCCAAAUAAAGACGCGUGCUUCUCAAGA
Molecule: messenger RNA, 1808 nt
Organism: Carlito syrichta (Philippine tarsier)
Lineage: Eukaryota; Metazoa; Chordata; Mammalia; Primates; Tarsiidae
Gene: ASPSCR1
Product: ASPSCR1, UBX domain containing tether for SLC2A4
Exons: 16
Coding region: 103-1758 (551 amino acids)
Molecular function (GO): protein binding
Source: RefSeq, a predicted model, not a curated record